AUGCUGGCUGCCCUUCCAUUGACUGAGUUUAACCCUCCUACAAGCACACUUGGCAUCAUCCCAGGAGAUGGUCUCUCGUGGAAAGGUUCAAACGCAGAUAUCACAGUUCAUGGCGACUUCAGUAUCAAAAAAUGGAUUUUUUCCAGCAGAGGGAGUUUCACCGCUACAGUGUCUGGGGUGGCCGUCAGAUUAGGGGUAGAUAUUGGCAAAGGUGACAAUGGGAGACCGAGUAUUGCGGCUAGAGGUUGUUCCAGUGACAUAGAUCACGUUGAUUUGAAGUUUCAUGGAGGAAUGUCAUGGCUUUAUAAUAUGUUCAAGCGUAACGUUGGCGGCAUCAUUAAAACUGUUGUCUUUGAACAGAUGUGUAAAGAGAUCAAUAAAAAAAUCAACGACGAUGGUGAAAAGAUACUUGCAAAAUUGAAAGUAACAACGCCGCUCGCAAAGAAGUUCCUUCUGGACUACAGGCUUACACAGAAACCAAGUUUCCAAACACAGUAUAUGGAGACCUUUCAUAAGGGAGAGAUAUUCUGGUUGAGUUCCCCGACUACCGAAAGUCCUUUGAUCCCUCCACCAAUGCCGACGAACACGGACACGGACAGUAUGCUGUAUCUAUGGGUGUCUGACUACAUGUUUGAUACAAUUGGUUACACAGCACAGAAACAUGGAUUCCUAGUCUACAAUAUAACACAGAAAAACCUACCACCCUGCCUUAGCGGUCUUCUCGACACAACUUGCGAUGGCUUCAAAUGUAUUGGCAAAAUUAUUCCUGAGACUGGGGAAAAGUUCCCUAACAGCGUUGUAGAGAUACGCAUGACCAGUACACAGGCCCCGACAAUGAACGUAUCGAGCGAUGGAAUGAGUCUGAACUUUGCAGGAAAGAUCGAUUUCUACGCAACAAAGCCGGGGACAAGUUCCACUCCUUUCCUUCUGUCACUUAAUGCCAUAAUGUCAACAACGGUGAAUGUAACCAUAGAGAAUAAAUUGCUGUAUGCACGCGUCGACGACCUCAACCUGAAACUGAAGUUUGGAAAAUCUGCUGUGGGCAAAUUUGAUGAUGUGUUCCUCGACUCCCUAAUCAAAGUAGCGCUGGAUGUUUACGUCAUAACGCAGUUAAAUGAUCUUGGAAAGAAAGGAUUUCCACUUCCGGUUUCAGAUAAAAUUAAUUUUGAGAAUACCAAAAUCUCUUUUGCAAAGCCUGAGUAA
Messenger RNA from Mercenaria mercenaria, 1203 nucleotides. RefSeq names its product lipopolysaccharide-binding protein-like. The record is from RefSeq and is a predicted model, not a curated record. Lineage: Eukaryota; Metazoa; Mollusca; Bivalvia; Venerida; Veneridae. The transcript is spliced from 14 exons. Gene Ontology annotation, molecular function: lipid binding. The coding region runs from base 1 to 1203 and encodes 400 amino acids.